AGUAGCGGAUAUUCAAUACAUUCUUGUGGAUUAGGGAAUUCCCGUCUUUAGUAUUUCUUUGAAACUAUUUAGCGGGUAGGUACUUGUAUUAUGCAUAUUGUUCUACCAUAUUCAUGGUAAUUCAUUGCAAGCAAAAUGUGUGACCAUUAUCCCAACAUACAAAUGAAAUACGCAGCACGCAGUGUUGCGUGGUGUUGCGCAGUCGAACCGCACAAAUAUUUACGAACAUUUUGUGAAAAGGAAUGCAGAAAAACUAGACUCGAGUUGCUGGACUCUUUUUGACCGUGUGAAUGCCCAGAGCGACACCAAAAGAAAAUUUGAAAAACCUCAGACUCUUUUGAAUCCCUGUCUGAAACGGCACAAACCAGUUUUUUUUUUGCAUCAUACCAUGUUUGCAUACAAAAAUGAGCGUGGAAAGGCCGCUUAUUGUAUGUACUUGAAAUACAUAUAGGAGGAACAUAUUAGGGGUUGCAACUCUAACUAAAACUUUCAGUCAAAGUUUGAUUGAUAUUAUUACGAACCUAAAAAGUGAAAAUUGGGAGAUAAUUAAGCAGGUUUUACAUUUUUAGAUGUAAAAUUAUAACAAAUCAACUCAGUCGUUGCUCACGAAAGGGUGAAUAUAUAUUAAAAUGGACCUAAUGUUUGAUCUACAUACGUGUAUAUUAAAGUUGGUCAAAAUAAACGAUAAUUUGUUUUCGCUUGGUGUUCUGAAAAAUAGUUUCUUAGACAUCUCUAAGAAGGUCUUUCCAAUUAUUAGCUCUUAACUGUAACGGGUAGGUCCUCCGCCUUACAGAGGUCAUUUUUUUAUUAGAUAGAAAAAUUCUCGCUUCCAACUACUAGAAAAAAUUAAUAUCUCAUUUCAUAGAUUUUGUAGGAAAUUGAAUGCUCUACAAAAAGGUCUCUUACGAUUUUUUCCUCGAACUCAACAAGUUUUUAGUUUCUUGUAUGUAUUUCUACAAAAUAACUAAUAAAAAUGGUUUAAAACUAAUUUUUCGGAAAUAAACUUCUCUAUUGUUCCAAAAAGUCAAAUCGUCAACUAAAAUUAUUUUACGGAUUGUCAUUUAGUCGAUAUCGAUAAUACCAAAUUUUAAAACCUCAACUGAAAACCAGCUGAAUUAGUAACCGUAACAAGACCUGUAAUCUAAAAAAAUUUUAAUGCAAAGCAGUUCGUUGGAAAAUUUUAUACAAAGAUACCACAGAACAAAACUAUAUAAUAUAAUAUAUAAUACUGUAAACCAAUAUAUUUUCCAGAUGUCUUCUGAAUUUAACUUUUAAUAUGUAUUUUAUAAUAUUUAGUUACAAGUGCUCAAUGCUGGGGAAUGUACUAUUUUACUCUGCUCCAGUUAAUAUUAAAAUAAUUUUUCUUCAUAACGGAAAUAUUACUCCGUUUAUUUUGUAUAAAUCUACAUACAGUAAAUAUAUCCAUAAAUGUGUAAGCUUAAAAUUUUCUGGGAACUUAUUAUUUUAACCACACAGUUUUAAUACAAAGAAAAAAAUUACAUUACCAUUUAAAAUAGUUAUCAAUAUCCAUUUUUCCACAUUUUAUUACAAUUCCAUAUAUAUUGUAUAUAUAUGUAUACGUACAUAUCUAUUAUAUAAAAAUAAGUCGGGUUUUCCUUCCUGACGCUAUAACUCCAGAAAGCACGAACCGAUUUCCACGGAUUUGUAUUCGUUGGAAAGGUCUCGGGCUCCGUGAAGUUUAUAGCAAAGAAAAUUCAGGAAAUAUUUCAACAGAAAAGCGGGAAAAUCUUUUUUCACAUACAGCGCCAUCUCUGAUACAUAGCAUGUACUACAAACCAAUAUUUUAAGUAGAUGGCGCCGGUGCGUGAUACAUUGUGAUACAUUAAUUUCAUGUGACAAACCGGUAUUGUGUUCACUGUGAAAUUGUGAAAAAUAAGUUAUUCGUUCCCUAACAUUUCAAUUGGAAACCAUCAAAUCAAUCACGUGUAUUGUGCAAAUUUUUAUUCAAUUUCAACAACAGGCAUUUGUCUUUAAGGUGUCCAAAAUGCCUAGAGGACGACGUGCCAACAUCGGCCGCCGCACAAGCAUGCAAGCCAGCAACAAGUGUAUUCACAGAACUUAAGCAAAGAAAGACAAAAUAUUAUAUAAUAAGUGAAAAUGCCCGAUUGAGACAACGCGUGGCACACGAAGAUCAUUGGCACCAUACAAUCGCUUGGUAUUCAAAUCUGAUCCCACUGCGAACUACAGUGAUGAUGCAAACUUAGAUAUUGGACCAAUGAUGACUAUAUGCCGAUAUUGCAAUGCGUUAAAGUUCAAAAGAGAAACGGCUGGAUUGUGCUGCGCAAGUGGAAAAGUCAAACUGGAUCCAUUACUUACACCACCACAGCCACUGAAAUCAUUGUUCGAUGGAAGUGAUCCCGAUUCGAGCCAUUUUCUUCAACACAUCCUUGAAUACAAUAACUGCUUUCGCAUGACUUCCUUUGGAGCUAAUAUCAUUCGAGAAGACACACAUAACCAAUCACUCACACCAACACAAUGAAUUGCAACACAUAACAACUACAUAUACACCACAUACUACACCAUCCCAUCAAAAAGAGAGGAAAGGACCAAGAGCAUUACGCUGUGGCAGCAACGGUGGCAAACCUCAUCCAAAGGACGGUGGACUCACAGACUGAUACCAGACAUCAGACCGUGGAUAGAUAGACAGCAUGGGGACCUGGAUUUCCACCUGACCCAAAUGCUAAGUGGACAUGGGUACUUUAGAAGCUACCUUUACAAAUUUCGACAUGACUACAGUCCGUACUAUCCGACGUGUACAGAGUGUAUUGAAGACUCUGAACAUGUUUUUUACCAUUGCCCUCGGUUCUCAAGUAUAAGAGAAAAUCUGAAAACCACACUUGGCGGUAGUUUCUCGGUGGAAAAUUUGACAGCACUUAUGUGUGAGUCCUCUAUUAAAUGGAAAACAGUCAGCGAAGCGUCAGCUUUGAUAAUGAAAAGAUUGAGACACUUACAACAGAUUAGGAGUCAGUUAGUCCGUAUCGUAGAGGAGACUUAAAUGUCUUCUUCUCUCCCAUGAAGUAAUACUUUGUCCAGUGGUUCCGUGGGAGAGAUUUGGGUUGAAAGUAGGUUAGGUUUAGCGGAUUAAAGUUUCGCACUUCGGCUUUCGAUGCUUCCCCCUACUAUAAAAAACAAAAAACAAAACAAAAAAAAAACACCAUCACACGAUCAUAAGUUACACCGUAUUCUUCAACAAAUGAUUGUUUGCAAUUACAGAUACAAGGACAAAUAUAUCAUUUGCAUGGUUCAAUGGUGCCAACACCAGAUGAACCGCAUGAAUUUCUGCAAAUAUAUUUCAUUUCGUCGAUGGUGGAUCAGCUGAAUGAGCGGUGCAAUAUACAGGGAACACAACAGUUAAAGAGACGAAUUAUUGAACAGUUGCAAGCAUUUUUUCACGCUAAUAAUGCUGUGGUUAAUAUGUUCAAAACAGCAUUGGAACGAAUGCCAUCGGAUACGCAAAAAUUUGUCAUAAGAGCGGAUUGUACCCCAACAGGUAAACAUGUGCGAAGAUUCAAUGCACCCACCGUUAAUGAUGUUGCUGCAAUUAUUGUUGGCAGGCAAUUUCAGGCAGACGUUGCCAGUAAUUCCCCGUGGACGGCUGCAGAUGAAUUGACUGCUUGCCUGAAGGCAUCACCUUUAUGGACCAUUAAUAUGAGAGUUCAACUUCAAAAUGAUCAAAUUGCUGCACAAUUUUCCAAACAAUUGUUAGCUGUUGGAAAUGGAAAAGUCCCAGUUGAUGCGACAUCUGGAUUAAUUACUCUUACCAACGACUUUUGCCGAUUUGUAGACUCUCAAUUAGCUAUUUUUGAAAAUGUUUUCCCAACCAUUAGUGCGAAUUAUCAGAAUUAUGCUUGGUUAAGUCAACGAGCAAUUCUUCCCGCAAAGAAUAAUGAUGUACAGGCACUGAGUUUUACCAUUCAAUCAAAAAUUGCUGGCGAUUUGGUGACAUACAAUUCCAUUGAUUCCAUAACAAAUCCCGAUGAUGUAGUAAAUUAUCCAACGGAGUUUUUGAACUCUCUGGAGUUACCAGGAUUUCCACCACAUAACUUGCAACUCAAAGUUGGUACAGUUAUUAUGAUAUUGCGUAACGCGUCCAACGCGACUUUGCAACGGUACUCGAUUUUCGGUAAUAAGACUUAUGCCGAAUUUGAUUAAGGCAACCAUUAUUAACGGAAAUUACGCAGGUGAAAAUGUAUAUAUUCCUCGGAUACCAAUGAUUCCGACUGAUCUUCCGUUUGACUUCAAACGAUUGCAAUUUCCAGUUCGCCUUGCGUUCGCAAUGACAAUUAACAAGUCGCAUGGCCAAUCGCUUAGUGUUUGCGGGAUAAAUUUAGAAAAUCAUUGUUUUUCACAUGGGCAGUUAUACGUUGCGUGUUCACGAGUUGGGAAACCAUCCGCUUUGUUUGUGUUAACGUCAGACCAAAAAACAAAAAAUGUGGUUUUCCAAAGAGCACUUCAAUGAAACGGAUAAUUUGCGGACACGUAUAACGCUUCGAUUCAGUAUUUACUUUGGAUCCACUUUCAUUUACUUAGAGAAUAACACUUCAUUUUUGUAAUCGAAAUGAAUUCAUUACUGUUGUGAAAUGAAAUAAAAUUUUUCCUUUCCAUAUAUAAAACAAAAAAAAAAUGUUCUUCAUCUUUUAAUCACCAAACGAAAUAUUACAUAAAACGAAGCCAUCUGGUGGCGAAACGGAGUUCGCCAGGUUUGCUAGUAUAUGUAUAUAUAUAUAUAUACACUAGCAGACGACAGACGUUGUCCUGUACACACGUCGUUAAUUCGAAAAUUUCAAACAUUCUUUAAUAAGCUAUAACAAUCUGGACCGUUUUGAUGAAAAUUAUUAUUCAAGAGUUAUUUUAAUAUCUAACGUCAUUACAUGUACACUUAUUCAAAUUCGACCAAUCGGUAGCAUGUGAAUAUACCUAUACUGUGUGUGUAAGCAUGCAU
Messenger RNA from Bactrocera oleae (olive fruit fly), 4963 nucleotides. Lineage: Eukaryota; Metazoa; Arthropoda; Insecta; Diptera; Tephritidae. The record is from RefSeq and is a predicted model, not a curated record.